AUGAAGAGUCACAGAAACGCCAAACAAGCGAAGAUUCAAAGGGUGCUCUCUUUUGGGCAGGCACCGACGUCCAACGUGUUUAAGCCCCAACCCGACAAAGACAAAGAUUUAUGGGUAGAGAACUCUCCUGCGGUUGAUCCUUCUAAUUCAAUGAGUGUUUGUUCUUCGUAUGAAUCUGAGCUUUGGAAGAAAGCUGAGACCCAACUGCGACGAAUGAUCGAUACUCGCAUCCUUCUUCUCAUCGUCCUGUUUCAUCUCUUGAAUUAUUUGGACCGCAACUCCAUUACCCAAGCCCGUUUGUAUGGCCUUCAAGAAGAUACUGGUGUCAAGGGUGCCGAAUACCAGACGGCCAUCUUGAUCUUCUCGGCUGGAUAUAUCUUGAGGCAAAUUCCUUCAUGA
Molecule: messenger RNA, 399 nt
Organism: Penicillium antarcticum
Lineage: Eukaryota; Fungi; Ascomycota; Eurotiomycetes; Eurotiales; Aspergillaceae
Exons: 2
Coding region: 1-399 (132 amino acids)
Cellular component (GO): membrane
Molecular function (GO): transmembrane transporter activity
Source: RefSeq, a predicted model, not a curated record